Messenger RNA from Callorhinchus milii (elephant shark), 483 nucleotides. RefSeq names its product TAFA chemokine like family member 4b (gene tafa4b). Gene Ontology annotation, molecular function: receptor ligand activity. Bases 10 to 483 code for a protein of 157 amino acids. The transcript is spliced from 5 exons. NCBI's taxonomy places the organism in Eukaryota, Metazoa, Chordata, Chondrichthyes, Chimaeriformes, Callorhinchidae. The record is from RefSeq and is a predicted model, not a curated record.
CUGUUUAGGAUGAGAUUCUGUGCGAAAUCAAUGCUUCUCACUCACCGGUUGCUAUUGCUCUACGUUUUAAUGCUGUGCUGCAAGCUGUUGUCUGCCUCCACUCACCAUUCCCGGGGACAUACAGGUCAUCAGGUCAAACAGGGCACGUGUGAAGUUGUUGCUAUCCAUCGAUGCUGCAACAAGAACAAAAUCGAGGAACGGUCACAAACAGUCAAGUGCUCUUGUUUUCCAGGGCAAGUUGCUGGUACGACUCGGGCUCAGCCUUCGUGUGUUGAAGCUUCUAUUGUGAUUCAGAAAUGGUGGUGCCAUAUGCAUCCGUGUCUGGAUGGCGAGGAGUGUAAGGUUCUACCAGAUCUUUCAGGUUGGUCGUGCAGCAGUGGCAACAAGGUCAAAACCACCAAGGCAAGUUCUGCCCCAUUUACUGAAAUGGUAACAAAACAAGGCUGUCAUUCUUCUGCACUGUUUGUAGAUGAAGCGAUGUGA